AUGUCAACAGCGGAGGAUUCACCGGCACAGAGAGCCGCUCGCAUUCGUCGUGAGCGUCGCGAGGCCAAAAUCAGGGAAGGAGGCUCCGCACGUCUGGACAAGAUCACCAGUCUCAGCGGUCGCACCCCGCAGUCACUCCACGAAGAGACCUCCCCCUCUCCUCAACCCACCCUACGCCCCGAACCCGCCAUCUCUCAAUCUCCUCCCCCAUCCUUGCAAGACCAGCAAUCGAUAGAAGCCCUUCAAGCUCAGCAGGAUGCCUUCCGCGCGCUACUCCGACAAGCCGCUCCUGAAAUGGCACAAAAUGAAGAUGCCAACGAAGUAGAGGACCCCACACUCAAAUUGCUUAACUCCCUCCUUGGUGCCAUGCCCGGCGACCCCAACGCGCCUCCAUCAAUGCCCGGCGCACCAGGCCCAGCAGGUGGAUUCCCCGGCCAGGAUGCAGGCGCGGGUGCUGGACUCGGAGUUGCGGCUAUCGCAUCUGCUCUCGGUCUGCCGCCCUUCAUUGCCAACCUGAUCGGUGGAGCUCUCCAGACACCGCAGGAAGACCCGAAGAGUGUACGAGUAUGGAAGACCCUGCACAUCCUCUUUGCCUUUGCUGUGGCUUUCUAUCUUCUCUUUAUCAUUGGAACAUCUGUUGCAGUCUUCGGUAGCUUGCCUCCGAAGCCUGCGACUAUGCAGAAUCCAUUUGUUAUCUUUGUUACGGGCGAGCUGCUUCUAUCUGGAGGACGGGUAUUGAUUGGGGGACAAAAGGGAAUCCGCACGGUAUUCAAAAUUGUUAAGGAUGUUAUUCGUGAUGGCAGUUUGAUUCUUUUUGCAUUGGGAUUGGGAGCCUGGUACACUCGUGAAUGGCAGGUUGCUGGUUCUGCGUCUUCUUAA
Penicillium malachiteum is the source of this 879-nucleotide messenger RNA. RefSeq lists its product as uncharacterized. The transcript is spliced from 2 exons. NCBI's taxonomy places the organism in Eukaryota, Fungi, Ascomycota, Eurotiomycetes, Eurotiales, Aspergillaceae. Gene Ontology annotation, biological process: retrograde vesicle-mediated transport, Golgi to endoplasmic reticulum. The record is from RefSeq and is a predicted model, not a curated record. The coding region runs from base 1 to 879 and encodes 292 amino acids.